CCUAUCUCUCCCAUCCUUCCAUUCAAUCCUUCCUUCCUCCUGACAGGCCUCCAGUCUUCCUGGAGGCGCGGGCGUGAGGCGGUGCCGGGCACCCUUUCAAGACUACGGGAGCCCGGGGCUUGGGCUGGGCCUAGCUCCUUCCCUCCCUCCCUCCCUCCUCGGGCCCGUGCCCCGCCCCUCUCUCCCCAGCCUGCAUUUCCCUCCCUGUCCCGCCACCCUUUCCCCGCUCUUCUUCUCCCGGUUCUGCUCCGGAGAGCGGCAGGCGAGCAGGCUCAGCGGGGGGUGACCAGGCCUCGGAUCCAAAAUGGCGGCUCCGGCCCUGACGGGGUCGCUUCGCGCUGCGCUGCAGCCGAGCAAGAAGGCGGUCCCGCCGGGCAGCCUCAUCUCUUGGACGAAGGGAGGCCGGCAAGACAGACUCUUCUUCAGCCAUUGUGUCUCAGGGGCCAGAAAUGAACCCAUUAAGAUGCUAACGAGACCCCCAUUGCUCAGAUUCGUUGGCGAACGGAAGUGGCACUCACUGGCCUCGAGGGCGGCGCUACGGUGGCGCCCAUUGUACGUACUGUUUGCAACAGGAAGUGGAUACGCUGCUUACCGAGGAUACCAGCAACACAAGGAGAAGCAGCUGGAGGAACAAGGCAUCGAGGUCCCACCCAGAAUUGCCCAUCCAUGGGAGGUGUGGUUGUACCGCUCGCUGCCGACGCGGCUGGUGUCGCGUGCUUGGGGGCGUCUGAGCCGGGUGGAGCUUCCCGUGUGGCUGCGUGGCCCACUACUAGGACUGUACGCCUGGGCUUUCGGGGUGGACCUGCAGGAGGCUGCCAUUGAGGACCUGCGCCACUACGCCUCCCUCAGCCAGUUCUUCGCCCGCAGACUCAAGCCCCACGCACGGCCCCUCGAAGGCCACCCCACUCACACCAGCGCCGCCACCACCCUGAUUAGCCCAUCGGAUGGACGGAUCCUGAGCUUUGGCCGGGUGCGGAACUGCGAGGUGGAGCAGGUCAAGGGCAUCACCUACUCACUGGAAGACUUCCUGGGACCCCUCCCACACACACAGGAAGGGGCAGGGCCGCCUCAGCACCACGGACCCUCCUCUGACUCCAACUCGGACUCCGCCUCCUUCCAGCAGCGCCUGGUCUCAGGGGAGGGCCGCGACCUCUUCCACUGCGUCAUCUACUUGGCCCCUGGAGACUACCAUGGCUUCCAUUCCCCCACUGACUGGCAGGUCGCCCUCCGGCGCCAUUUCCCAGGGUCACUGAUGUCGGUGAGCCCCGGGGUGGUGCGGUGGGUGCGCUCCCUGUUCUGCCACAACGAGCGAGUGCUGCUGUGUGGCUGCUGGAAGCAUGGCUUUUUCUCCCUGACGGCCGUGGGGGCCCAGAACGUGGGCUCCAUCCGCAUCUACUUUGACCAGGAGCUGGAGACGAACCGCCCCGGGGACCGCCAGGGCUCCUUCCGGGACCUGCACUUCGGCCUGAAGGAGGGCGCGGAGCCUGGCCAAACAGAGAGGGGGAAUGGCUUGGUCCCUAGUCCAGGGGGUGUGGCCCUGCAGAGGGGAGAGCCCCUGGGGGAGUUCAACCUGGGCUCCACUAUCGUCCUCCUCUUCGAGGCCCCCACCCACUUCAACUUCCGCCUUCAUGCCGGCCAGAAGAUACGCUUUGGGGAGGCCCUCGGGGAGGCCCUCUAACCCAAGAAAGCAAGGAAGGCGGCCAUCUUGCGUACAGGGAAGAAGACGAGACAGAGAGAACCGCCGGGGGCAGCUGCAAUUUUCUUUUGGGGGAGGGAAAUACAUUGCACGUGGUGUGCAUUUUGUUUGCGGGACUUUCCCCACACACAAGUGGCAGCCGUUUCGUGUGGGGAAAAGGGAAGAAAUAACCAGUGGCAACCAGGUUGUUUUGGAGAAAAUAUACUGCACUUGUCUGGGAAGAAGAACCAGUGGCAGCCAUUUUGUGUGGGGAAGGAAAGAAACAAGCAGUGGUGGCUGUUUUGGAGGAAAUACUUUGCAUGUGGCAGCCAUUGUGUCUGGGAAGAGGAACCAUUGGUGACCAUGUUGUGUAUGUGGGAAGGAAAAUUACAAAUGGCAGCCAGUAUCUUUGGGAAGGAUUGAAGAAAUAAGUAGCAGCACCCAUUUUGUUUUGGGGAGAAUAUAUUGCACACGUCGGCCAUUUUGUUUAGGAAGAACUAAAAGAACAACUUUUGUUUUGAAUGGGGGAGAAAAAUUGCAAAUGGCAGUCAUUUUGUCUUGGAAGAAAUUGUAGACAAAUGGUGGCCAUUUUGUUUUGAGAAGAACAAGAAAACGGCUACCAUUUUAUUUUGGGAAGAACAACAAAAGGACAAAUGGUGGUCAUUUUGGAAAGAAAAUAUGCAAAAAUGGUGGAUUUUCCUCCUUUUUCGAAUUGCUUUCUCUCUCAGCAGGAACUGAGUAGAGAAAAGAAACGAACUUCUUAUUUAAAACCAUUCACAGAUCGAGAAGAAGUGUCGCUUUUGGGGCCUUAAUAAUAAAUACAAAGAAUUGUCAUUUCCCUCCA
Messenger RNA from Anolis sagrei ordinatus, 2519 nucleotides. RefSeq names its product phosphatidylserine decarboxylase (gene PISD). NCBI's taxonomy places the organism in Eukaryota, Metazoa, Chordata, Lepidosauria, Squamata, Anolidae. Gene Ontology annotation, cellular component: mitochondrion. The record is from RefSeq and is a predicted model, not a curated record. Gene Ontology annotation, biological process: phosphatidylethanolamine biosynthetic process. Gene Ontology annotation, molecular function: phosphatidylserine decarboxylase activity.